This is a messenger RNA of Spinacia oleracea (spinach), 1026 nucleotides long. RefSeq lists its product as uncharacterized. NCBI's taxonomy places the organism in Eukaryota, Viridiplantae, Streptophyta, Magnoliopsida, Caryophyllales, Amaranthaceae. The transcript is spliced from 2 exons. The record is from RefSeq and is a predicted model, not a curated record. The coding region runs from base 1 to 1026 and encodes 341 amino acids.
AUGCCAACUGAUAAUUCUGAAACUCAUCAAGAUUCUUACCAGAACAAUGGUGAAAAUGGAGGUAACCUUGAUCCUUAUUUCAUAGCUAAUUCAGACAGUCCAACUUCUUCUUUAGUUUCUGCUGUUUUCAAUGGUUCGAAUUACUUGCGAUGGAAAAGAAACGUUAUGAGAGCAUUAAUUGCUAAGAACAAAGAAGUUAGUUGGAUUUUAAGCUCUAUGAACAAUGAGCUAGCAGAUGAUUUUGGAUACAUUGAUAAUGCUGGAGAAUUAUGGAAGGAGUUAAAUGAAAGGUUUGGACAGUCCAAUAGACCUUUGAUCUAUCAAUUGAAGAAGGAAAUUGAUAGUUUAAAACAGGAAAAUAUGACUAUUGUUACCUAUUAUGGUAAGUUGAAGAAAUUGUGGGAAGAAAUGCAGAGUUUGAGGGCAUUUCCUACUUGUAUUUGUGGUGCUUUGAACAGCUGUAGUUGCCAAAUUUUAAAGAAAAUAGCUGAGUUCGAAGAAGAAGAAGACAGAAUGAUGAAGUUUUUAUUAGGGUUAAAUGGAGGAUUUGAAGGAACUGUGACAAAUGUGUUAUCCAUGGAUCCUUUGCCAAGCAUAAACAUAGUUUUUGCUAUCGCUCAGCAAAUAGAGAAGCAGAAAGAAGUUAGUGGUGCAGCAGUCGAGGCUAGUGCUAUGAGUAGCAGUGCUAUGGCUGCUCAAUCAUACAAAGGUGAUCAAUCUCAGAGGUUUGCUGGUGGGAAGAAAUACUGGAAAGAAAUAAAGAAAGAAAAAAUGCACAAGAUAUGUACACAUUGCAAAGGUAAGGGACACACUGUGGAUCAGUGUUUCAAGCUCAUAGGUUAUCCUGAUUGGUACAACACAAUUAAGGCUUCAAAAGGAUCACAGUAUCAAGCAAAUGGGAGCAGACUUGUUGCUAAUGUAAACUCAGAUCCUGAUGUUGGAGAUAAUCCUCUUGAUGAUCAAUUGCAUGAUUCUGCUGGUUCUGUGAACAAUGAAAUGAUCAGUGCAAUUUCCAAGAAGUUUUGA